AAGCUUGCCAUAACCUUUUCGUAGUAACCUUGUCAUGACAGCCUUAAAGCAAGCCUCUAACAUGUUGACUAGGAAGGUUGUCAAAACCUUUUUAUAACCUUACACCCUGGGUUUCAACAAGGGUACAAACCGUGUCGUGACAAGGUUAGCGCAAGCUUGCUACAAGCUUAAUUGUUAUCUGGGUUGUGAUCUUAUUUUUUCAUGUUCUGUCUGAAUCCGAGAGGUUCCCUUUACUUUCUGGGUCACCCUGUAUAAAAAUUUUCAACAUCUAGCUAAGACUUAACCAUAUAAAAAUAAAAACAAAAUAUUACAGGGUAAAGAAAUAAAAAAAAUUCUACCUUAUUUUUUAAUUUUAUCCAAUCUUCUUGUAUAAUGUUUAACCUUCAAACACCGCUACUAGCAACCUUCAAAUGUAUACAAAUGCAUAACCAAAAUUAAAUUUUUUAUUUUGAGAGACUCUCUUUAUACCCGUUUUAUUGUAAAGUCGAACCGAGUGUUGACGGGGAGCCCCUCCUUUCAAGCUAUAGCAAUUAAUAUCAAUAAAUUAUUAAACUAGAAGGAUGACUUUAUUUACCAAAUAAACUGCUCCACAAAAAUUAAGGAAGUUCGCAAAUUUAGCUAAUAUUUUAAAAGUUACAGACUUUUUGAUCACCAAAUUAAAUGUUUUCUCUCAUAUCUGAGUGGAUUUUUUGCUCCUACCUCUACAAUUCAUACAAAAUUUGGCGAUCAAAAAACCUGCAACAUUUAAAUUAAUCUCAAUAUUUGUAAACUUCCUUAACUUUUGUGGAGCAGUAUAUAUUACAUUACCGGGUUAAACUAUACAAGUAUUUGUAACAAUUAUAAAACAGGUAUCAUUAAAUUUGUUUCCAAUGCGCGCUCAAACAAUAAAAAAAACUGUCAAUGCACAAUCGAAAAUUUUAAUACAAACAAGUCCACUAUGCAGCCAUGGACUAGUUCGUGAACUGCCCAAACUCUGAUUGGGAACAAAUCUAUUAUGCCAAAAAAAACGGAAAAUGUCAAAUACACUGUUCACGCAUCAUCGCAAAUGUUAUGAAUCUCGCGCAUUUAAUUCUUCUAAUAACAUUCAUGCUUCCAAAAAUCAACUCCAACGAACUGAACGAGCAAGUCGUGUUCCCGCAGGACCCCAUUGACCAGCAGACCCAAACAGAAACUCCCGAUGAAAACGUAGAGCUGUUUAAAGUGUGCGAAGACGGAUUGGGCUGCAUCGAAACCGAUCAAACUUGGUACCAUAAAGAGUACCGUCCCGUUAACCUUAAACCAUUGCCCCGGCAUAUCGUCAAAACAGAUUUUGUUCUAAUUAAAAAACCGAAUCAGCAAGACGAGCAAUUGUUAUAUGCGAGUUUCCAGCCUAAACAGGACUCGAUCAAAAGGGCUGGUUUUUGCAAUGAAUCCGAACUGAUGAUCAUGAUACAUGAUUUUACUGCAAACGGUUAUACUGGUUGGAUUAAGCAUUUAUCCCUCUCAAUAUUGGAGAACGCGAUAGAUUACAACUUAGUGUCUGUUGAUUGGCAAAGAGGUGCAGAAGCUCCGUUCGACCAGGCUAUUGCAAAUGCACGAUUAGUGGCUCUGGAAAUUAAUAUUCUCCUGAAGGAAUUAAAGGAAAAAAUGAAUUACUCUCUGGAUAAUGUUCAUGUAAUUGGCCAUGGAGUGGGAGCGCACAUAGCCGGAUAUGUUGGAGCGAUUCAUAGUAAAAUAAAGAAAAUAACAGGUUUGGAUCCGAGUGGGCCGAGGUUUCAGGGGAUGCCUUAUAACGUUAAAUUGAAUCCUAGAAGCGCUAAAUACGUUCAAGUUAUACACACGGAUUUUUAUCACACUAAAAGCCAAGGAAUUAAUGAAUCAUUAGGACAUAGCGAUUUCUACGUUAACGGAAACGAAGAACAACCAGGUUGCUCGGAAAAUUCGACCGUUGGCGAAUUGACGUCAUUAGAACGGGGAAGUUUAAACGAGGGAGAAAUCCUGCCGGGUUGCAGCCACAAAAGAGCUUUCAAGUAUUUUAUCGAGUCCAUUUCGAGCAAGAAUUGCACGUUUCAGGGCAUUCGAUGCAAUUCUCUGGACGAUUUCCAAAAUGGCAAAUGCGCCAGUUGCGAUGUACAAGGCCACGAUUGCAGAAUCUUUGGGUUAAAAAAUUACCUGGAGACAUCAGAGAACAACAUGUUUUUUCUCAAUACAGCGAAUCAUCCACCCUUUUGCAUGUUGGAAUAUAGAAUUACGAUACACAUUAAAGACGACGAAAAACAUGGUUAUUUUAAUUUUAUUUUAAUUGACGAAAGUGCCGAUAUAUCAAAGGCGUAUCCCGCAAGAAACGAGAAAAACACCAAGCCUUUAAUUGGAGAAUCGAAUGCAGCAAUUACUGGCAAUACCUUCCUUUACUUUGCCACGCAACCUAAGCUUGGAAAAUUGAAAGAAAUCAAAGCCAAAUGGAACGACAAAGGGACAGUUUAUAAAUUGUUCUGCAAGAAAUCGAUUAAAGUUCAGAAAAUUACCGUUUUAUUUUUAGGCACUGGCGAAGAUGAUGGAAGCGAAGAAACACACUUUUGUCCUCCUACGACAUACGUAGAAAUUGAAAAUGGAUCUUACGUUACAUUCAAAAAAUGCAGCGAAAAAUCUGCAACCACGACGGAAUCUUCUGAAAAAAUAGUGGCUACAAGAUCGGCUCAUUAUAGAAAAGAAUAUAACUUCUCUUCCACGGGAGCGAAUGAAGUUACGAAACGAAUAAUACACAGUCAUGAAUUACGAACGGUGAAACUCAAGGCGGACGUUAAAAGGUUCGAAACAGGGUCUACAAAUAAGCCUAAUAAACCAAAUACUGCAAGUACAAGUAUUCGUCAAAUUAAAUAUAAAAAAAUUAGUAUGUCCGGAAAGACAACUCCAUCGACUAGUACAGUUCAUGUUCGAACUACCAACAAAUCGAAAAACCGGAAAAACUUUUAUUCGAAAAAUUUGAAAAAGAAAGAAGACAACUGGGAAACAUUUAUAAAUAAUGAAGAUAAAACAACUAACGAAACGUCCGAAGAUGCCGAUUAUCAACAACUUUUAUCAUCUUUAUCCACAUCAGAUGAAAGAACUACAACAACAUUACCUCACACAAAACAGUUAUAUGAAGAUUCUAAACGUGGUCAACAUAACAUCCAAAACAAACAGCAAGUUAAUUCAAUACAAGAUGAAGAAAAUUUAAUAAAAGCCAGUCCUCUAAAAUCCAAAUACACCACUAAACCCGCAAAAAAAUUAUUUACAAGUAAAAUCCUCCAUCCAAACAUAAUAAAAUCUCUAAAUCAGCAAAAUAAAGAAAUCGUAAAUGAAAUGUAUGAUUCUACAACUGAAGCACCUUUUAUAAAUUCCGAAAAAUCAGUCAGUAACCACAAAAAUAAAGUGGCGAAUUCUUCAAAGUGGACAAAAUCAAAAACUACAAUUGAAUAUGAGCCAGUUGAAGAUUCAACACAAACUGUUAAUGCUUUAAAAGAAAAUCUAAACGAAAUAGAUGAAAACAAUGAGACAGAAUCGAAAAUACAUCAUAUAAAAGACACAAAUAAUUUAAAUGAAGGCAAAAACAUAGCUCCAGUAGAAGAUUCUGCAAUAGAAAUUCAUACUGAAGGAACAAACAGAUUUAGUAAAAACAAAAAUAUAGCCCCAAUAGAAGAUUCUACGAUAGAACUUCAAAUUGAAGAUACAAAUAAUAAUAUCAGUAAAGAAAAGAGCAUAGUUCCAGUAGAAGAUUCUACAGAAGAACUUCAUAGUGAAGAAACAGAUAAUGAUAUUAGUAAAGAGAGAAACAUAGAAUCGGUAGACGAUUACUAUACAAAACGUCAAGAAAUUGCAACUGAAAAAACUUCGACCUCAAAACAAUCGGUCAAAUCACAUUAUAACGCGCGACUAAAGAAUGAAGAGUUGAAAGCAUUCAAAGAUAGUUUAAACACUAUACCCAACGAGGACUCUACUAACGAAAAUUUAGACGAAUUAUUAGAAACUGUAUAUGACGAUGACGAUUCAAAAUCAACAGAAACCGAUACAACUAUCUUUAACAUCGACAAAACUUCGGAUACAACCAGAAUCAAAUCUCACACCGGAAAAUCCGAUCAAUUGAGCGCCAAAUGGAAAGUGUACCUCGAUAAAAUGUCGAAAGACAUCGAAGACUCUAAUAAAAUUCCGUCUACUUCUAAAAUAUGCGUUUCAAGCGAACAUCAUCACUACACGACAAAUGAAUAUUUAUCGACUGCAAAACUUUAUGCUUUAUUACCACGUAUUCAAACAGAAUCGGAACUAAUAACACAAGACGAUAUCGACGGCAAAUGGAAAGUCAAUUCCGAAAAAAUGGAGAAAGUGUUUAAUGAGACGUACGUGGAUAAAAAUAGACAAAAUUUAUUUACCACUCAAACACAAGUACCAACGAAAUCGCCGUCGACGUUUGGUAGAAAUAGGUACGAAUUAGAGUAUGAUAACAUCACAAGCGAGUCGUUAUUUCAAAAUACGAACGUUUAUUCUAGUAAAACAUCUGAAAGCAAAGCCAAAUUCACUACACGAAACGUACAAGACAAUAAUGAUUUUACUGUAAGCCCACAAAAUAUUUCAACAACUCUUACUGAAGACGAAAACUUGGAAGGUGAGAUGGGCACAAGUUUGAAUGAAGACGAAGAUCUCGAAAGCACUACUAAAUCAAGCUACUUAAAUAUCUACCCUACCAAAAUUAAUGAAGAUGUUGCUUCUAUUACAAAAGGUAAAAAUUAUGAGUCUCCUGACUUAGAAUCAAAUUACAUAAUUGAUGCUAAAGAUAAUGAAUUUGACCAAAAGUCCUCAACUAUAGAAAAACACAAUAAAGUUACAGAUUAUAGUACUAAUGCACCAGAUGCAGAAAGCUAUGACAUCAAAAAUCCCAUCAAGAAACACAUCAAAUCAACUAAACUUAAAACAACCAAGAGAAAUAUCAAAACUACAGCAACCACCCCAAUAUCUAAUACACUAAAAGUGUAUUUUAUUCCAGGUUUCCUGGAGGAAGAUAAAAACAAACACCAAAUUAUCCACGAAUACAUCACCAAGAAUAACGUAAAGGAGAGUGAUGUACCUACAAGUGGAAGCUCCUUCCAACCUUUCAAUCCAAUUGAACAUCAAAUUGACUAUAUUAUCGAUAGUGUUACUAAGGAUAUUGACAGAGAUUCAACUUUGCCAGAAAACGAGUAUGUAGAUGAUUUCAAGAAUGAUGUAAAAAAAUAUAUCGAUAAAAAUAAAUAUUACAAUAAGAAAGUUAGUCGAAUCAACAAAAAUAAACAUGCUUAUAUUAAAAAAUUGGGACAGUCUGCUCGAGAGGAGAAUGCUGAUAUUUCAAAGGUGAAGAAGUUCAGAGGCAUAUUUCUACCGAAUGGUGAUUUAUCAGAAGAACUUACAGUUAAUACAGAAAUAAAACCAACUUGUACAGAUAAUAACGAAGUAAAUGAACAAGAAAAAAAAGCAAAUAAUGAUGGAUCCGGAGAAAAUGAUGAAACUGAAAAUUUAAAAACGGAAUUAAACAAUGAAAUUCAGCAAACAGAAGAUCUGGAGUUGACAACAAAUAUACAGAAGAAUGUUGUACCUGUCAAUAUAAAAUUGCAUACUAAAAAACCUGUACCAAAGAAGUUCAGUCGUGAUCCAUUAAAAAAAUUUUUACUAAAAUUCAAAAAUAAUGAAAUGAUACCACCAAAAGACUUGUACGAGGACAAAGCACAUACAAGCAAAAUGCAACAAACAAUAUCUACAUCUACAGCAGAAAACGAAGUUUAUUCGAGUUCCAGUGUGCCACGAUUAAUCCCAAUCCUGGUUAUAGAUGAAAAUGUACUGGAAUCCCCACAUAAUGAAAUUACCCCGAAAACGUUGUCAGAAGAUAAGGAAAUGUCGACGAAAGAUGAACAAUUUAGGCCCCACUUAAAAUCAUAUUCAACGAAAAAACCUCGUUACACGACAAAUUGUGAAGAAGAUAAUUCAUUGCCAACGAACAGCAAAAUAAAAGUUUUACACACAAAAACAAUAUAUCACCCGAAAAGUGUCAAUUAUUAUUCUAAUGGUAUUGAAGAUAGAGUUAAUUCUCUUAUAAAAAAUAUCACAAAAAUAUUAAACUCGGCCACAGAUAACCCUUUCAACAAUGUAAAUUUACUCGAAUAUUAUUCGUUUAAAUCAACCACAGAAUCGCUAUUUAUUUCUGAAGACAUGAAAAGACAAAUAAAAAAUUACCUAAUCAAGAGAAAAUAUCCUGGUACGUUAAAAUACAUGAAUAAGGAAAGAAUUAAAGAAGAUAUCAGAAGGCAAAUUCAAGAAUACAUGUCUAAAAGUAAGUUAAAAAUGAAGAGGAAAAAAGUAUAGGCGUUUAUACUAGUUUAUAUUUUACAAUAAUUCGCGAAACAAUAUACUCGUACAAUCCAUUUAUUAACUUAACAAUAAGAAUAAACAGUAAGAUUUCUACAAAAAAACUUUUUAAUUAGCCGGUGUAUAUGAAAGAUUUAGAAUAAAAAUAGAUAGGAUAUUUGAAGUGUCAAGAUUUUUCUAUACAGUGUGUUUGUUCAUAACAUGCUAAUAUUUAAGGGGUCGAUUUUUGGACCCAUUUUAUGAAAAAAAACUUACUAAAUUCUACCUAAUUUUAUAAUACAAAU
This is a messenger RNA of Phyllotreta striolata, 6632 nucleotides long. NCBI's taxonomy places the organism in Eukaryota, Metazoa, Arthropoda, Insecta, Coleoptera, Chrysomelidae. The record is from the annotation of a GenBank genome assembly.